CUCUUCAUUAGCAACACCUCCUCACCUUGCUCACCCACUGGCAGUGUGACCUAGUGGUUAGGUGUCUUUAAGGCCCACCUGCUUGGGUUCUGUGUCUUAGCAGCAUGUGACUUGGCCAAGUUGCUUAACUCUUCUGUGCCUCGGUGUCCUUCUCUGUAAAUCAGGAAUAGUAAUAAUAAUAGCACCUGCCUUCUCGGGUGUUGUGACAGUGAAGGAGUUAACAAAUGUUAAGUCACUUAGAACUGUAUCUUGGCAUAGAGCGAGUUCGAGAGAGAGCUCAACUAUUGUUAUGUUAAGACACCGGUCUGCAGUUAAUCCCUGAAUGCUUCUGGGAUGUGGUCGGUUUUAAAAGUGAGUUGAAUUUACUCAUAAUAGAGCAUUUCAGCUGCGUGUAGCUGAAAUCUAAUUUUGCAAUUAACAUUUGUUUUACAUGGAGCCCAAGGGUUGAAGGUUAUGGUCUUCUUUAUCAGGCCCCUUGAGGAGCCUUCUUACUCAUAAUUUAUCUCUAUGUCCCUGAACUCCUUAGAAAAACUUCCCUUUUCCAUCCAAACUGAGAUCCUUACAGGGACUUACAUGUGAGGAGCCCAGAAGCUGGAAUCUGUUUUUGGAUGAGUCUGGACCAUAAGCAGAGCAUUUACAAACCUCCAUAAAGUCUGGCUUACUUCUCAUUGCUUCCCCUCAUUUGCUUUUGGAACUCUCUGCACCAAAGCUCUCCAAACUGGAUGAGCAUGCUUAGCUAAUGUCUGCCAAAUGAAGUGUCAAGGGGUAUUGGGAAAGGCAGACUUAAGGCCCCAAGAUUUCAAGAUCAUUUAGAAUCAGCUGAGUAGUCCCAGGGCAACAGAAGCACGUGGGUGACUCGGUCCGUUAAGCCUCUGACUCUUGAUUUCUGCUCAUGUCCUGAUCCCAAGGUUCAUGAUCUGGAGCCCCAGAUCCGGCUUUGCGCUGACAUCAUGGGGUCUGCUUGGGAUUCUCUGUCUCUGUCUCUGUCUCUGUCUCUGUCUCUCUCUCUGCCCCUUCCCUGCUCAAGCGCACGUGGUCUCUCUCUCUCUCAAAAUAAAUAAAUUGGUUAAAAAUAUUAUUAGGGCAAUAAAAGACAAGCAUUACUUAGCUUGAGAAACUGAUGCCAAACCAAGGGGAGAUGAUAGGAUUACUUCCUCUAAAGGGAUUACUCAAUGUUGUCAUUAUGUUUAAAUAUUUAUGUAACAAGGACAAAAAUUCUUGGUACAUGAUGCACCAGUAUUUUUGAACAAGUCAUGGAUUUUGGCUAAAAAAAUCGCAUUUCAUCGUGGGUGGAGUGAGGAAUGGUAGGAUGUCUUUGGCUGCCUUCCCUUCAAAAUAAAAGAGAGAGUUCAUGCACCUGAGGACUCUUCAAGGAAGGAGGCAGAAGAGGUGGAAGCUGUUCUUAGCUCAGUCAUUGACUUGGAGUUCCUUCCCUUCUGUCCUUCACUUUGGUUGAGACAGUGAAACCGCUUUCCAGCUAUAAAUUUCAGGGGCCACCGUCUACCUCCUAGGAGAGACCUUUACCAUCACAUGUCACGGAUUCGCCUUGAAUAAUCUCAACAGUUAGUUACCAACACUUGCUCUGGAUUGAAGAACUGACAAUGCGACUUUGGGCCUUGGCACUUUCAACAAUUCUGGUACAUUCCACAGCAGCUAAGUUUAGCAAAUCAUCCUGGGGCCUGGAAAAUGAGGCUUUAAUUGUGAGAUGUCCUAGGCAAGGACGAUCUCGAUACCCUGUGGAUUGGUAUUACUCAAAAACCAACAAAUGUAUCACUACCCAGAAAAGAAAUCAUGUACUUGCCUCAGGGGAACGUCUUAAGUUUCUCCCGGCCAAAGUCAACGAUUCUGGAAUUUAUACUUGCAUUAUCAGAAGCCCUACCUUCAAUAAGACUGGCUAUGUGAACGUCACCAUAUAUAAAAAACAGCCAAAUUGCAAUAUUCCAGAUCAUCUGAUGUAUUCAACAACACUUGGAUCAGAAACAAAUUCCAAAAUAUAUUGUCCUACGAUUGACUUGUACAAUUGGACGGCACCUAUUGAGUGGUUUAAGGAUUGUAAAGCUCUUCAAGGACCAAGGUAUCACACACACAAGACAUUUUUGCUGAUUGACGGUGCAACUAGCAAGGACACGGGUGAUUAUACAUGUAAAUUUAUACACAAUGAAAAUGGAGUGAAUUACAGCGUGACAGCGACCAGAUCACUCACAGUGAACAAUGAGGAAGGCUUUUCUUUGUUUCCAGUAAUUAUAGCCCCUCCACAAAAUGAAAUAAAAGAAGUGGAAAUUGGAAAACCAGCAAGCAUACCCUGCUCCGCUUGCUUUGGGAAAGGCUCUCAGAUCAUGGCCGGCAUCCUGUGGAAGGUGAAUGGAAGCAAAGUUCAGAACUUUGGACAACCAAGAAUUCACGAGGACCGGGAGCAAAAUCAAAGUUCCAGCAAUGAGUUGACUUGUCUGAGCACCGUUUUAAAAAUAGAGCGUGUGAGAGAAGAAGACUUAUCUGUGGAGUAUGAUUGCCUGGCUCUGAAUUUGCACGGUUGGACACGGCACACCCUAAGACUAAAGCGGAGAAGUCCAAUUGACGAUCAAAGUACCUACUACAUACUGACAGGAUUUAGCAUCUUGUUAAUGCUAAUCAAUAUCAUGGUGAUAACGCUAAAAGUGUUCUGGAUUGAGUUUAUUCUGCUCUGGAGAGACAUAGCUAGACCUUACAAAAGUAGGAAUGAUGGAAAGAUCUACGAUGCUUACGUUAUCUAUCCGCGGAACUAUACAAAUAGUCCUGAGAGGGCCAGUGCUGUGGGAUAUUUUGUUUACCAGAUUCUGCCUGAUGUUCUGGAAAAUAAAUGUGGUUAUAACUUAUGCAUUUACGGGAGAGAUAUGCUACCUGGAGAAGAUGCAGCCACCUCAGUGGAAACCAACAUACGGAAGAGUAGGCGGCACAUUUUUAUCCUGACUCCUGAAAUCACUCACUGCAGGGAGUUUGCCUAUGAGCAGGAGAUCGCCUUGCACAGUGCCCUCAUCCAGAAUGACUCCAAGGUGAUUCUUAUAGAAUUAGAGGCUCUGAGCAAGCCAGGAGGGAUGCAGUUUGGGGAGCUCCAAGAUUCCCUCAAGCACGUCGUGGAAAUGCAAGGUACCAUCAAGUGGAAGGAAGAUGAUGUGGCCAACAAACGGUCCCUGAAUUCCAAGUUCUGGAAGCACGUGAGGUACCACAUGCCUGUGCCAAACAAACCCUCAAGGAAGACAUCCACUUGGGCUUCCCUGAGUACCCAGGGGCAGUAGCGCUUGCUUUGAUGGGCUGGUGCACCAGAUUUCCUAGAUCUGCAUUCCUUCUGGCAGGAUUACGCCCCUGGGCCAGACACUGGAGCAGAGGCAGGAGAAAUGGGGACAUGUCGAGGGUGUUCAGGCCUCAGGUUUCAUCUAGCAACUUUACUUCCAUUUUCCUGAUUCUGGGUGGAUGCAAAAUGCCCCGAAAUUUUUCUCCUAACUCCCCCUCUCUUCACCCCACAUUUCCUUCCUUUUCUCCUUUUGCUGGUCUUUCUCCAUAAGACCUAGGAUCUUGUCACUAUUCUUUUGUCCAUCUUUCUCUCCCUUUCUUGUUCUCCUGCCCUUUUUUCCUUGUCAAUAUCCUACAUUUUGAACAAACGAAAAGCAUCAGAGCGAAAUUUGCAUGUAACCAUGAAGAACACUCCGAUUCCCACAAGCAGAAUAUUAGCGGCAAGUCUUGUUUCCAACCCACCAAAAAUUAUUAUAUUUUAUUUUAAUGGGUGUUAAGUUUUAUCAUCUCAAUAUUGUAGAUACCAUUGGGGUCCCUUACCCAACUGCCAUUACAAUCAGUAUUUGAAGUUCUAAAGUCGCUUUGAUAUAUUUUUAUUCUCCUUAGAAAUAUUU
Herpailurus yagouaroundi (jaguarundi) is the source of this 3881-nucleotide messenger RNA. It is a transcript of the gene IL33R, whose product is annotated as interleukin 1 receptor like 1. The record is from RefSeq and is a predicted model, not a curated record. Bases 1602 to 3272 code for a protein of 556 amino acids. Gene Ontology annotation, molecular function: interleukin-1 receptor activity; interleukin-33 binding. The transcript has 11 exons. Gene Ontology annotation, biological process: signal transduction. Lineage: Eukaryota; Metazoa; Chordata; Mammalia; Carnivora; Felidae.